Molecule: messenger RNA, 5353 nt
Organism: Pleuronectes platessa (European plaice)
Lineage: Eukaryota; Metazoa; Chordata; Actinopteri; Pleuronectiformes; Pleuronectidae
Product: centrosomal protein of 170 kDa protein B-like
Molecular function (GO): protein binding
Source: RefSeq, a predicted model, not a curated record
AGAGGACAGGAGCGAGAGCAGAGGAGGAGAGGAGGAGAGGCUGAAAAAGGGCGGACGAGAGGAGGACAGGAAGAGAGGAAGAGGAGAGGAGCGGCACCUGGAGGAUGCUCUGGGGUCUCCCAGCAGGCCUGUGAAGAUGAGUGUGACUUCCUGGUUCCUGGUUAGCAGCUCAGGCACUCGACACCGCCUCCCUAAGGAGAUGAUCUUCGUGGGCCGAGAGGACUGUGAGCUCAUGCUGCAGUCACGCAGUGUUGACAAACAACACGCUGUCAUCAACUACAACACAACCACUGACGAACAUCUGGUCAAAGACCUGGGCAGCCUGAACGGGACGUUUGUAAACGACCUGAGGAUUCCUGAUCAGACUUACAUCACCCUGAAGGUGUCUGACAUUGUCCGCUUCGGAUAUGAUACUCAUGUCUACGUCCUAGAGAAAAGUCAACACAAAGUCCCAGAGGAGGCUCUGAAGCACGAGAAGUACAGCAGCCAGUUACAGAUGAGUGUUAAGGUUUUAGAUGAAAAGAAAACUGAACAGGACGAUCAGAUGAGAGCUGAAAAAACCCAGAGCGGUAAAACACAAGACGCUCCCGGGUGUCAACCCACUCCUCUGUACGGACAGCCGUCCUGGUGGGGAGAGGAGGAUUAUGGGAGCAAAGUUCAGCACAGCGAAGAACCACAUCCAGUGCAGAGGGAUGUUCUGUCUGUGGAUCCAGAUUUUACUGGAGCUCUGUCAAAUUCCCAAACAAAGAUGUUCCCCUCAUACCACCGGGAAGCGAGCUACUUCGAGAUCCCCACCAAGGACUUCCAGCCUCCCCGAACCUCAGGGGCGGAGCUCCACGAAAUCCCCACCAAGGACACAGAUACGCCCCCAGCCCCGCCUUCCCCUCCCACCAAGACCAUGCCUGUUGUUCAGAGCCACGCCUCCUUCACCAUUGAGUUCGACGACUGCAGGCCCGGAAAAAUCAAAAUCAAAGACCACGUCACUAAGUUCUCCACCCGCCAGAGGAGGCAGCAGGCUCCGCCCCCCAUGACGAGCAUCACAGCGACACCUGCCGAGGUGAUGUCUUCAGAGAGCAAGGUGGCUGAUUGGCUCGUCCACAGCGAUGUCAGCAUGAUGAGGAGACGUCCGACAUGUGAAGACGUUUACAGCACAAAGAGCGACCUCGCCAUGAACAUCAAGACCCUCAAAGGUCACCAUCAUGAGGACGGAACCCAGAGCGACUCAGAAGACCCAGUUCUCAAUGGAAGGAGUACAUCCCACCACUCCGUCCAAUCAGAGCAGUCUGAGGUGUUGCAGCAGACUGUCCAAUCAGAUCAGUCUAUCUAUUGUCAACCGCCUGCUCCUACACAGAAGCUCCAGCAGCCACUGCAGUACUCUCCACCAGCCUCACCUGUGGCCCCAGAGCGGCCCCUGUCCCAGAGCCCUACCCAAGCUCCAUCCCCCACCACAGAGACACAAAGGCAGGGCCCUCCUGAGAGCCUCGCCCAGCAGGCCUUCAUCAUCGAGUUCUUCGAUGACAACCCACGCAAAAAACGCUCACAGUCCUUCACGCACAACCCUGCCCACGCCGACUCAUACUCUGCCCUGAAGGCCAAGAUGGAGAGGCGCAAAGUCAGCGAGAGGCCGGCAUCUGUUCAUGGCCACAUCCCCCCCACCCAGCAGAUGACGGUUCCUCUGAAGGGUCAGAGCCACAGUGGACCCCAGAGGUCGAGCUCUUUAAAGAGAGAGAAGACAGAGGGGGAGGCGGCUUCAUCAAACUCCUCCUCUCGCUCUUCUUCGGGCAUCGUCAUCAGACCCUUUGGCAGCGUCGGGAAGAAGUCCAAGCUUGCCCAGGAGUUUGCCACUGAAUUCCUGAAGGAUUCCAGUCAGCUGGACUCUUCCCCAACAAGGGAAAUGUUGUUAACUCCACCCAUGUCUGCGCCGCCAGUGAUGGUGUCGCCUCCUCAUGCAAGGAUUCCCUCUCCACAAGAACCUCCAGCCCCAUCCUCUGUCUCCUACCCCUCGUCCCCCUUACAGCCUCUAGCAGCUUUAAAGUCUUCCAUUCCCGCUAAUGCAGGACAGACCACCUCUCCUGUGCCCUCCUCUGGACCUCACAUGUCCUCAAUGCUCUCCCAUGGCGUCCGUGCAGAAGACAUGAAAGGUUCCCAGAGGAUGGUGAGGAACGAGGAGGAUGACAGUCUGAGUGAUGCCGGAACCUACACCAUAGAGGCAGAGUCCCAGGACCAGGAGGUGGAGGAGGCUCGCAACAUGAUCGAUCAGGUGUUUGGUGUCCUCGACUCUCCCGAGUACAGUGGUGUGAACACAGGAGUGUAUAGACCUGUAAUAAAUGAUGGCAAGGAUGAACAAGCUAACCUGCCUAGUGAUGGUAGCACUGUGGACCUGUUGCAUGGCUUUAUCCCAGCUGCAAUCAGUGUUCCCCCAACAGGCCCCAUACAGGUAAAACCACUGGAAACCUGUGUAGCAUGUUCUGAUCCCAGUGCAUGCAGACUGGUAUUCCCCAAGUUUCUCCUGGUUCCAGCUGCUCAUGUACAAGGUCUAGAAGGACCUAAGUGGGUUUCCCGCUGGGCCAGUCUGGCAGAUAGCUAUGCUGAAUCCGGUUCCACUCCACCUCAAGGGGAAGGUCUAGAAGCUUUACGCUUCAUGAGCAGCGCGUUGGGAACUUACAGCCACGAACCCUCUGAGCCUGAGUCCAGUCACAGCUCCAGGACCAGAAGGCUGCUGCCCCAGGUGCCUCCGGAGAAGCUGGAUAGUGUCGCCCCGAGUAUCUUGAUUCGUCAUGAAUCUUACCAAGGCCAGGAACCUCUGGACAAAGUGUCUGGUUCUCCCAACCGACAGGACUCCACCCAGCAUCUGUCUGUUCAGGAUGACGUGGACCCAGACAGCCUGAGCGACGCCAGCCGCUCAGAUGAUGGACCAGUUCUGGAAAAGGCAAAGAAGAAACCUGAUCUCCUCGUCAGAUCAGGAGCUUUGUCUCAAGGGGUCACUGGUCCUCAGGUUAGAGGUCAAGGGAGAGUGUCUCCAUCCAACAAAUCCACAUCCUUCUACAUCGGUUCUGAAGACCAUCCAGGCAAACCGGACCAGCUCCAGAGCCCCGUACAGUCUGAGAGGACGCGAGACCCCCCAGCAAAAACUCCCCCUACCACAGUUCUGAUACGACACUUGAGUGGACAUGAACCCAGGAGGACAGGUGUCAAACCCAACAGCUCUGCUCCAAACCUCCAAAUACAGGACAAGGAUUCUGUCCCAACUAAAGACAGCUGCAUGUCGUCAUUUGUCCGGCAGGAGAGCUUUACCAAAGACCGGCCCAGCGACACCGUCCAGAUGAAAAACCUUCCCCACAUCUCCAGCCACCCAUCCAUCAGAGACAUGGAGCAGAGGAGGGAGAACAUCCAGGACGCACAGUCCUUCCUUCAGGAGGCUGGGGGAACUUUGUCUUCUCUGGACACCAGGCUCCCCUCAUCGGGUUUUGGUCGCAGCUCAAAGAAAGGGGGCUCCUCCAGCCACAUGGACGACUCCCUUUCUGGUGAGUCAGAUGUGGACACUGCAAGCACCGUGAGCCAAGUCAGUAGCAAAAAUGCUCCAGUCAGCUCAGCUUCUAAAAAGCGUCCUGCCAUCAGCAGCCUUAAGAAGGAGAAGUCCUCUUCCAGCUCAGCCAUCCAAGAAAAGGGACGGCAGCUCACUGCCCGUGAACGACUUUCUGAGAAACGGCAAAGCCAGACAACUCCUCAUGUCUCAAGUAAAAGUGAAGCGGAAAAGCGCUUUCAAAUGCGUCGCAGUACCGGGAACUGUGGCUCUCUGGAUCUCUCUGAGGGCCAGCCGAGUUCUGGUACCAACUGGACUGAAAGUACGUCAUCCGACCACGAAAGUUCUCGUCCGUCCAACCGUAGCAAGAAACUAAUCAGCCCUCUUCAGAAAGAGGAUGCUGAAAAAACAGCCAAGACAGUGACUCAGCAGAUCCUGACACGUUCCAACAGCCUGUCAGCACCACGGCCGACCCGAGCCUCCAUGCUCCGUCGAGCACGACUGGGUGAGGCUUCAGACACCGAAGGUGCUGAGACUGACCGGGGAUCCCAGAAUUCCGACAAUAUCACCGCACCGCCCAAACUCUCCGGAGAAGGGAAGAAGAUGUCCAGACUGGACAUCUUAGCAAUGCCCCGGAAGAGGACCGGCUCCUUCACAGCUCCCAGCGACAAUGAAACAUCCUCCACGGUCCGGUCGGCUUUCUCCAACCGCAGCUCCGACUCGGCUUUCUCCAACCGCAACUCCGAGUCUGCUUCCACCACCAGGAAGGUGAGCGACGCCCGGCAGGCCGCCAGCAGGCGAGCUGGAGCUCCUGUGAAGCAAACAUCCAGCCACAGCCGGUCCAGUGGAGCAAAGUAUCCCAGCACUGGUUCGCGUCGCAGACAGAAGGAAUCUGACUUCUCGUCCUCGGAGGAAGAAUACGAGAUGAACGCUUCCAAAGCGAAGCGCUCGUCUCAUCACUCAGCGUCUGCACAGAAUCCCCGAGGCCGGCGGUCCAAGUCCGUGUCCCUGGAGACAGAGGCGGAGGACGACCUGAACGAGGUGGACCCUUACCAGAACUGGUCCACGCACAGCGCAGAGAUCGCCAAGCUCAGUCAGGACCUGGCCAAAGAUCUCGCCAUCCUGGCCAAGGAAAUCCACGAUGUGGCCGGAGAUGGAGACUCGCCGAGUUCGGGCCCGGGAGCCACCACCUCGCCCAGCCCACUGCCGAAUACACCAGCCUCCACCAUCUCUGCCAGGGAGGAGCUGGUCCAUCAUAUCCCUGAGGCCAGUUUAAACUACCAGAAGGUUCCUCCAGGUUCGUCUGUCGUCUCCGACCUGGACGCAAACAUGAACGAGCCGGAGCCUGGUUCUAAACAGCGACGUCCGUGGAACCGUGAAGAGGUGAUUCUGGACAAUCUGAUGCUGAAUCCCGUGUCCCAGCUUUCUCAGGCCAUCCGCGAGAACACAGAGCAGCUGGCUGAAAAAAUGAAGGUUUUGUUCCAGAACAAGGCUGAGGUCUGGGAGGAGAUCGAGGCCAAGAUCAACGCUGAGAACGAAGUGCCCAUCCUGAAAACCUCCAACAAGGAAAUUACCUCAAUCUUGAAAGAGCUGAGGCGAGUCCAGAGGCAACUGGAAGUAAUAAACACCAUUGUGGAGCCCGGUGGAAGUCUCCAGAUUGCGGCUGUUGGGACGUCCUCACUGGGGACGUCCUCUCUCUGUCAGACUCGUCCUUCAUCAAAGGAGAAGAAACCUGCCUCCAAACCCCGGAGCCCCCCCCAAACAUCCAACAGCAAUGAAAGCACCAGACGACCGCCUCGUGGCCCCAGCGCGUCCCAUCACAAGGCCUGA